GGCCGCGACUUCACCUCCGAGGCCGGGGUCCUCUCGCCGCCGCGGCCCCGAGCGCCCUGAGCGCGCGCCCCCGCCAGCGGGAUCCGCGCCCCCCCCUCCCCCCGCGCCGCACUUGGUACGGCCCCGCCGCGGCCUCCAUAUUAGGGAACGGAGAGCGAGCGGGCGGCGCGGCCAAUGGGGAUCUCCGCGGGGUGCGGCCCAGCCAAUGAGGAGCGCGCGGGGCGGGCGCUGACUCUGGCUACGGCGGCCGGAAGGGGCUGAGCGCGGCCGCGGCGCGACCCCGGCGGAGCGCCCCCGCCCCCCGCGCCCGGUGCCGGCGGCGGCCACGUGCGGAGCGCCCGGUGCGCGGCGCCCGGCGCGAUGAGCGAGUUGAAGGACUGCCCGCUGCAGUUCCACGACUUCAAGUCGGUGGACCACGGCAAGGUGUGCCCGCGCUACACGGCCGUGCUGGCGCGCUCCGAGGACGACGGCAUCGGCAUCGAGGAGCUGGACACGCUGCAGCUGGAGCUCGAGACGCUGCUGUCGUCCGCCAGCCGCCGCCUGCGCGUGCUGGAGGCCGAGACCCAGAUCCUGACGGACUGGCAGGACAAGAAGGGGGACCGGCGGUUCCUGAAGCUGAAGGAGCACGACCUGGGCGCCCCGGUCAAGCACGGCAAGCCCAAGAAGCAGAAGCUCGAGGGCAAGGGGGGCCACGGGCCGGGGCCGGGCCCCGGGCGGCCCAAGUCCAAGAACCUGCAGCCCAAGAUCCAGGAGUACGAGUUCCCCGACGACCCCGUGGACGUGCCGCGCAUCCCCAAGAACGACGCGCCCAACAGGUUCUGGAACUCGGUGGAGCCGUACUGCGCCGACCUCACCACCGAGGAGCUGCGCGUGCUGGAGGAGCUGCUCAAGCCGCCCGAGGACGAGGCCGAGCACUACAAGAUCCCGCCCCUGGGGAAGCACUACUCGCAGCGCUGGGCCCAGGAGGACCUGCUGGAGGAGCAGAAAGACGGCGCCCGCGUGGCUGCAGCUGCGGACAAGAAGAAAGGCGUCCUGGGGCCACUGACCGAGCUGGACACGAAAGAUGUGGACGCACUGCUGAAGAAGUCGGAGGCCCAGCACGAGCAGCCCGAGGAUGGCUGCCCCUUCGGCCCCCUGACGCAGCGCCUCCUACAAGCGCUGGUGGAGGAGAACAUCAUCUCCCCCGUGGAGGACUCCCCGAUCCCCGAGAUCGUGGGCAAGGACUCGGGGGCUGAUGGCGCUGGCACCUCGCCCCGCAGCCAGAACAAGCCCUUCAGCGUGCCGCACACCAAGUCGCUGGAGGGGCGCAUCAAGGAGGAGCUGAUCGCACAGGGGCUGCUGGACUCGGAGGACCGCCCGGCCGAGGACGCUGAGGACGAGGUGCUGGCGGAGCUGCGCAAGCGGCAGGCGGAGCUCAAGGCGCUCAGCGCUCACAACCGCGCCAAGAAGCACGACCUGCUCCGGCUGGCCAAGGAGGAGCUGCACCGGCAGGAGCUGCGGCAGCGCGUGCGCAUGGCGGACAACGAGGUCAUGGACGCCUUCCGCAAGAUCAUGGCCGCGCGGCAGAAGAAGCGCACGCCCACCAAGAAGGAGAAGGACCAGGCCUGGAAGACCCUGAAGGAGCGGGAGAGCAUCCUCAAGCUACUGGACGGCUAGCGGGGCUCUGGACUUGCCCGCGCCGCCCCGCUGGAGACUGGCUGAGCGCGGGGCCGUGUGCCGGGGGGGGGCCGCGCUCCCUGGGGUCGGGGCUGCGGGGGGGUGGAGGGGCCUUGCUUGCUGCCAUGGAGCGGGGCGGCCGGGCCCGCACCCCGGCUGCUUGUCUGCCACGGCCAGGCGGGCGCUGCGCCGCCCUUGCCCUCCCUCUCCCCGGGCGCCUCUUGCUGUGACUCCCCUGCCCCUGGCUGCCCCAGCCCAGCUGGCCCGCGGGGCGGCCGAUGUGGGGGCGGCCCCGCGCCCGGGGGUCGCGUUGUGUGCGGCCCGCGCCUGCCCUCAAUAAAGCCCGUGCGCGAA
Alligator mississippiensis (American alligator) is the source of this 2010-nucleotide messenger RNA. It is a transcript of the gene TADA3, whose product is annotated as transcriptional adaptor 3. Gene Ontology annotation, molecular function: transcription coactivator activity. NCBI's taxonomy places the organism in Eukaryota, Metazoa, Chordata, Crocodylia, Alligatoridae. The coding region runs from base 361 to 1656 and encodes 431 amino acids. The record is from RefSeq and is a predicted model, not a curated record. Gene Ontology annotation, biological process: regulation of transcription by RNA polymerase II. Gene Ontology annotation, cellular component: SAGA complex. The transcript is spliced from 8 exons.